GAUGUCACUCUUUGAUACCGAUAAAUAUACUGUUAUUUUUACGUGUGUUUGUCGUCAUGAGUCAGUAACAUCGGUAACAUCAGUAACUUGAUUAACAAUUUAUUAUAAUGUUCAGAGAUAACGUUUACUAAUAAUUGGAACGAUAAAAAGUACCGCAUUAGUUUAUCAGAUGUGAUUAAAGAGAGUGUCUUCUUUUACUUAUGGACAUGAUUGUACUCCCACAAAGAAAAUAAGCCGGAACAAUUAAUAUGUCUGGGGGCGCAAACAGAAAAAAAACUACCCGUUCACAGGGCUGGGAAGAAGCAGGAUCCGAGUUUUAUCAAGAAAGUUACCCUGCUGAUUCGGAAAUUGAGGCUUUGCAAAGAGAUCCAAAACACCUACAUACUCUUUUACCUAGUAAACUUAAUAGGGGAGCUGCUACAAUUCGUAUCAAGACAAAUGACUACCGAACAAAUAACAGAACAAUACGACGACACACUGCCACGAGAUCUCGGAGGGAAUCUACAGUCCAUCGUAGGACUUCUACAGCUGGAGAAGUACAGGUUUCCAUGCUACCUGAUUUAUCCGAAAUGAGAUCGAAUGAACAAACUGCUUGGGAGGAAAUAAUGCAGAUCAAAUCUUUACCCAUUCCAAUGUCCGAGAAGAAAGAGAUGAAGGCUAAAAUUUUGAAUGAGCCGAACUUACGACUGCAAGGUUAUGAACAAUUCAAAUGGAAAAGGAGAAAAAUGUGGGAUCAGCUUAAAUCCCGGUUGCAGGAAUCAUUACAAAACUUGGAGCUGUGGAGGGGUUCUAUGAAAUACAUCGAGGGAAAUUUUGGAACAGGAGUAGUAGCAUAUUUUUUAUUUGUAAGAUGGUUGUUUAUUCUAAAUUUGUUCAUUUUUUGUUUGGUAUUCUUAUUUAUAAAUUUACCGACAAUUUUAUUGGAUUUUAAGAAAAAUAUCACUUGCACAAAUUCACCGAAUACUUCUUGUUGUGCUCAAGAAUAUUUCAAUGAAACUACUUCGGAAAAUAACGUCCUGAUUGAUUUUGUGCAAGGUACAGGUUUUUUAGAAAAAACUUUAUUAUUUUACGGUUUUUAUACAAAUGAAAUUCUUGAAUAUGCUGUUGGGGGUAUCAGACUGUACUAUAACGUUCCGGUUGCAUAUAUGUUUGUAGUAAUUAUAUGUUUCGGUUUGUCUGUAUUUUCAAUACUCACCUCAGCGGCCAAUGGUUUCAGAGAACGUCUCAUAGAAGGAGAAGGACAGUUUUACCAUUACUGCAACAUGGUGUUUGGCGGUUGGGAUUUCUGUAUAGAUAAUGAGAAAUCGGCAAAAAUAAAACAGAAAUUGAUUUAUAACGAAUUCAAAGCAAACGUAGAAACGGAGAGGUUGAAUGAAGAAAUCCAAAGUAGAACAACGCAGGAGAAAUACAAAAUUUAUUUUUGCAGAUUCAUUGUAAAUACGGUGGUGUUUUGUAUUUUGGCUUGUUGUGGGUAUAUCAUAUAUUUGGUCUUCAUGAUUUCUACUGGGAGAGAUCAAGUGAGCGAAAAUAAUUAUAUCAAUCUUUUUUUUGAAUUUCUACCGGCUUUGACUAUUGUCGGAAUGAAUAUUGUCGUUCCGAUACUGUUUAAAUUCUUACUUACUUUUGAAAAAUAUAAACCUCUUACAGCUCUCAAAUUUUCGCUUAUGCGUACGGUAUUUUUGCGACUUUCUGCUUUGAUUGUUUUGUAUGCCUCUCUUUGGUCAAAGAUUAAAUGUACCAAUGAAAAUGAACUUUCUUGCGUACGCUGCCCAAAGGCACCCACUUGCUGGGAAUCUUAUGUGGGACAACAAAUAUAUAAGUUGUUGCUUACCGAUUUCGCUAUACAAAUAAUAAUGACGUUUAUAAUAAACGUACCUAGAGCUGUUAUAGCCCGUCAUAUUAGUAAUAGGUUUGUUAAGCUUUUCUGUGAACAAACCUUUGAUUUACCCAGACAUGCUUUGGAUGUUGUAUAUUCUCAAACUUUGAUAUGGUUCGGAAUAUUUUAUACACCUCUUAUAUCUCUAAUAGGUACAGGAAUGUUUUUCUUCAUCUUCUAUAUAAAAAAAUUCGCUUGCGUUUACAACUGCAGACCAAGUCCUGUAAUAUACAGAGCUUCCAGAUCCAAUUCCAUGUUUAUGUUAGUUCUUUUGAUCUCUUUUGCAUUUGCCGCUUUUCCUUUGGGUAUUUCUUUCUCUGAUCUACACCCAUCGAGGUCAUGCGGACCUUUUAGGGACCGAUCCACUGUAUGGAAUUUAGCUGUAAGUUUGUUUUUAAGAACACCCCAAUGGAUACAAAGUAUUAUUUUCUUUUUGGGUACUGCAGGGUUUGGCGUUCCGUGUAUUAUAGUUUUAACUCUGAUUCUUUACUAUUACAUGGGAGUGAACUCUGCUAACAGACAUUUGGUGUCAGUUUUAAAAAAUCAGUUGGUUCUUGAAGGACACGAUAAACAAUUUUUACUGGAUAGACUGAGCUUGUUUAUAAAACAAGAGAAUCAGAAAAGACUUAGGGCCGAACAAAGAAGGGGGGAAGGAGAUAUGAACUAGGUUAAGGAAAAAUGUGAGAUUAGUUUUAAUCCAUGACAGACCAGUUUAUAAAAGAAUACAAAAUUUGAAAACUAAAAUAUUCUUAUUAUAACAAGGAAAACAAUAUCGGCAAUAGUAUAAAUAAAAUUUACACCUAUGAUGUAUAAGGUAACUACAGAAGAGUGUGAACAUCUUGUUCAAACAUUUCAAUUUUUAGUUUUUCCAAUUACAAAACUUCAUAAAAUGAAAGUUUUUAAUUACCUGCCUUAUGUUACUGUUAACUAUAUGUAAAAUCUUGUGGAUAUUGCAAAAUGUAAUAAUUUUUUAUUUCAACAAAACAAACCCUUCAGAAAAAAAGAGUAUCGUAUAAAUCACUACAUGUUUAUUUUCCAAUUCCAAAUUGUCUAAUUGUGCUUUUUUUACUUUUUGGAAGUCAUUUUUAUAUUUAAUAUUCCAAAUUUUGUUUUAAAUCUGAAUUUUUUUAUUAAAACAUGCCAAAAAAUGCACAUUACAGAUAAUUACUCUUUUUGUCGCUAACAUAUUAAAUUUUUUUGCUGUAGUUAGAGAAUAAGGAACCUGUACCUGCAUAUUAGGGUGUCUGUUAUUUCCAAAAUUGCAUUUUGUUCUGCAAAGGCCCCUCAAAUUUUUAAGUUAUGACCUAAACAAAUUAUCAGACUCAAACCAGCCCUCAAUAUUCACAUUAAACCGUGCCUAAAUCAUAAUACAUUUCCCAUUUAAAUAAUAUGAGAUUUUUGCAGUUAAUUUUUUCCACUGAAACAAAUGUAGUUAAAAAUAUUUGAAUAGCUAUUUCUUGGAGGAAAUUUAACGCUCAAUCAAUAAGAUCUGAAUGUUUUUUUCGUUAAAAUUUACCAUUUAAAUGUUAUCAAUGAUAAAGUUGUAUUCAUAGUUAAAUUCAUCAUUUUUAUCAUUUACUAUCCCUUUUUCUCGGUAAUGAAAUUAUGGAGUAACUGAGGGGCUUUUGCAGAACAAAAUCCAAUCUGGGAAAUAAUGGACAAAAUUCUUACUGGUAAAUACAAAACCUCUUAAUAAAUUGGUCUCAAUCUAUUCAUAUCCAAUUUUUUAAAUUGCCGUGUGUAAAUAGCACAUUAUUGUAAAACAAUAUAUUAAACUUGUAUAGUGAUAUAUAGGGCGUCCAGAAAUUCUCCUGUCAAAUGCAAAUUACCGAUAUUUGAUGUGAUUCUAUGUCCACUUAAUCUCCUUUAUUAGAAUUUUAAAAGAGGGUAGCUAUCCCCUUCUAAUCAUGACACUAACUGAUAAUUUUGAUAAAGUAAGUUUUUCAACAAACUAUAGUAAUUUCGAAAACUAUAAGGUAUUUCCAAGCAUUGAAUUUAUCACUGCAGGCUUAUACAAUGUUAGCAGUUAGUGGGUUUAUUUGUACCAAAAAUGUUUAAAGUGCUUAGCAUCAUUAGGAGGAUAUCUGUAUACCCUGUAUGUUAAUAUUAAUGAGUACCUUGGAGAUUAUUUACGUCCAGAAAUUGUUCAAUUAAACACAUAUCUCAAAAGCAAUAAUUGCAUAUUCCAUUACAUAGAUCGUUUAUUACAUGUUGACAACAAAUUUAUAAAUAAUUAUUAUUCUGAGAUUUGAAUAAAAAAAUUACUAUUGCCACUAUUUAUUAGGUGAUAUCAUGUAUUAAGUAUGACUUUUUAAUUCUUAUAACUUCUUCAAUGGCAGCGAUUUCUUAUUAAUUAUUAUACAUUAUAAUUAAUGUUCAAAGCAAUUGCUUAGAUAUUUAAAGUUUUUAAUUAGGAAAAGGUCUUAUAUUUACAUAUUAAAUCAGAUAUACAUGUUGACUAAUAUAUUUCUUACUUUCAUCUAAAAUACUAUUUAUUCUCAUAUGUGGUUACAUUAAUUUAUAGAGUUGAUAGUACAUCUAUAAGGGCAUUAUGAACAAAAGAACAAGGAUCAAAGGUUGAACCGCAUUUGAAUUUUUAAAAUUCUCGACGUUUAGGCCCCCGGAGCCAUUAUCAAGAGAAGGAUGGAGACCCGAUUAUUCUUUCAUUGGUAAGAAGUGAUCCAAUUUCAUAGUCUCAAUCUGCCUACUCCACACAACGAAUCACCUUUUUCCUUAGUGUCAAAAGUAACGUUCCCUUAAUUGUGAGGGAUGUUUAGAAAGAACGGUUAUUAAAUAUUGUGAAUUGGGAUCGUAGGUAAAGAAAUUAUUUUGUUUUCUUGGACUUUUUUUGAAAAAAGGUGUUUUUGUAAUAAUCGAAAGUUUUAUAUAUCAUCACAAUCGAAAACUCUAUUCGUUAUAUUUUCAUCAAUUCAUUUCUUGAAUUAUGCAUUACAGAAAUAAAACUCCCAAGCCAAUGUCUCUAAUUUUAUAAUCAAUUAAGGUAGGUAAAUUGUAAUUUUGUAUUAACAAAAUAUUUUAUCACAAAAAGAACAUCAUAUUACAAUAGCAAGAAACAUUUUUCAUAUUUGGUAAAAAUGCUUUAUAAUUGUAAAACGUUUAAACUCUUAAAUGUGCAGUUAAAUUAGAUUUGACAAAAUAUUUUUCUCCUAUUUCUCCUCCUAUUCAACAAUGUGAAUUCAUAUCAAACAUCUAAUAUAGAAAAAUAUAUUAGAUGCAUAACAUACCUUUAUUAAUAAUUAUUAUUUAAUUUACUUUGUAAGAUUUUGAAAAUAGUAAUAUAUCUCUAAGGUACGCUCACUUUAUAAGGGGUAAUUACUUUUUAGAAAAUAAGUAUAUCCAAUGUAAAUAAUUGAUAUUUAAGAAUGUUUCUGGUGCUCUUUUAUGGCUCAAAAUAUCAUUUUUACAUCCUGAAUAUUCUUCAUACUAAGUUGAUGAAAAAAAAAACAUUCAUUCGAUAUUUUAAUUAAACAAAAACAAAGUUUUAUACAGUAAGACCAUUUAAUAUUACAGUAAUUGACUAUACUUUAAAAAAUUCUAAACUAUUUAAGAAGGUCAAGAUACAGAAUGCAUAAAAUGUGAAUAAAAUGGAAUAUAUGUGACAACCAAAGACAAAAUUUUCAGAUUAUAUAAUAAUAAAGACUGAAUUAGUUCGAAAUAUUAAUACAUUCAUCAUUAAUAGAUAGCUAAAAUCAAGAACAUUUAUAAAUACAAAAGGCUCUGUUCUUUUUUUAGAAUGAGGUAAAAAAGUGUAACAAAUACUUUACCUUUUGCAAACACCUUUCAACAAUAAUCAACAUUAAUAUAUACAAUAGCUAACAGCACAACUUAUUUCCAAUUUGUACAAAUACACAUAACUUUUAAUGGAUUCUGUAUAAAUAUAUUUUUGACUAAAAACUAUCGUUUUUGACCAUUUUUUAAUAUCAUACGUGUAAAAUUUAUCAAAUUUUUUUCAAUGUAUAACCUGGAAUAAACCUGCCAUUUUCUAUAAUGCCAAAUUUUAAGAUAGUUUCAAUAGAUAUACUCAAUAAACUAGAAUUAGAAUGUCAUGUAUGUUGUGAUGAUGCCAUUUUUAAACGCAUAAUUUCAGUGAUCUGUUUACAAAAUGUUUUGUUUUUUAUUGGUAGCAAUAAUCAAAUAAAAAUAUGAAACGGUAGAAAUCAAAAACUCACAGUUAGAGUUGCAUCUCUGGAAAUUUCAUCAAUACAUUUUGUUGAACUAAUUAUCGACUUUCAUUUGAUUACUUCCAAAUAAAGUCAUUUAAAAAAUUAAGCCAUAUUAAUGAUAAUGAUAAACGCAAACAAUUAGGCUUGAAACUAAAGGAUUUAUUCUGAUUAAUACAUAGAAAAUUCUAUCUGUGAAAAAAAAUAGUAAUCUAAAAGAUAAUCCUAAUUCAAUAUUGAAAUCCUAGAGAAUCCUAAGAAUUAUUGUAAAUAGUCCAUGGUUUGUGCCAAGCUUUGUUAUAACUCUUGACAUGCAAGUGCCAUCGGUUAAGGCAAUGAUAAAUAUACAUCCACAUGUUGAACAGUUCAGCCUAAACAUAUUCUAUACUACCUACUUAAUAGGUAGGUUUUCGUGUAUUCCCAAUAGACAAAACUGAUUAAUCGAGUUAUUUUUUAAAACAUGCUGGCUUAUAUUGAUUUAUGUAUAUAAUCCUAAACCCAUGUAUAUCCUUUGUGGGUGUCGGGUGUAAUAUUAAUUCAUAUAGUUUCUUUAGUUUUCUUUGCUUCUGUUUUGUAAUUUUCCUUUCUCCUACUGUGGCAGUGAAUAUCUGUCUAUAAAAUUACCUUUUUAAUAUGGCAAUGAAUAUUCUAUUUAACUUAAACUGACGUAAAAUCCAAUAUUUCGGUUUUAACAUCUGCCCACUGUUAAAAUAUGUUACUUGAAUAUUGGACCUGUUAAUUUGUUUGAAAGUUGUGGAACUAUUUUUUAGACUCUCGCCUCGUUUAUCUAAGGACACCCUACCUACUAAAACCCCACCUCUUUCUGUUUCCACCUUUCUAAACCUUUGGGACCGCAUAAGCAUUACUUCAAAAGUUCAGGUUGUCUAAUAUAUUAAUAAUAUGUUACUGUUGAAUUCUUAGGUAUGUACCUUUAUUAAAAGUCAAUUUGCUCUGUUCAUCCCCUCAAGAAAGUUUUGAAUAACUGUUCUUGUCUAAUUGUUUGUUUUUUCCCACCGCUGUUGUCAUCCAAGCAUGAGGGUGUUUUCAAAUACUCCUAUUCUGACAGUGGAGAUAAAGCGGUAUGUACUGCACUUUAUACCACUGCAGACUCUAAUUGCUAUCUUUCUGCAUGUAGAUUCCAUUUUUUUGUUAAGUUCUUGUAACCUCCAUGUUUCCUCUCCAUACUGGAAAUUUAGCUGAACUGGAUAUGGUAUCAUUACAGGAAGCUUAGACUAGUUGCUUGUAAAAUAUUUAACAAGCUAUGGUCUUUAAAGAUAUUUAGAUUUACCUAGGUGUUACACCGCAAUCUUGAGAAUCAUUUUGCUCUCUAUCAGAGUUGUUUUCGACAUCUAUUGCUAUCCAGUUGCAGAGUUCCAUUGUAUUCCAGUAUCUGCGCUAUAUUUAAUUAAGUUAGAUCUUCAUUCUUGCUAAAGCACCCUUUGAGUUUGGGUUUCUAGAACAAGAUGAAUUGGAGUUUAAUACUCUCCUGAAUCUACACCAUAUAUCCUUUGUAACUUCAUGUAAUGAAAUUUUUGGUUCAGUUUGUACAUACUGUUUGGUUAUAAAAUUUUUUAUGCUUCCUAGAAUUUGUUUUUCGGUAGGAAAAUAAAGCUUUUUGGUAGUUGUUUUACAGGUGACUCAAAUAAACAAUGUAGCAAACAAAAAGUUAUUAUCGUUAUCAAGAUUAUUGUUGUAGUGUUCUGAUGGUAAUUUAAUUAUACCACCCAUUUUAUUACAGAAUUGUUUAUUAUUUGGUUACCAUAUUUUUAUUUGGUUAUCCUGCUACCACAUUAUUGAAUGAGUGAGAAAAUAAUUAUACAAUUAUUUAUAUAUACCUAUAAAUUUGUGUUUGAAAACUAUCUAGUCAUAUAAAUAUUCUAUUUAUACAAUUUUGAUGCAUAAUAAAUAGCUAUGAUUCUA
Diorhabda sublineata is the source of this 7977-nucleotide messenger RNA. Its product is annotated as transmembrane channel-like protein 7. The transcript has 4 exons. Gene Ontology annotation, cellular component: plasma membrane. Gene Ontology annotation, molecular function: mechanosensitive monoatomic ion channel activity. NCBI's taxonomy places the organism in Eukaryota, Metazoa, Arthropoda, Insecta, Coleoptera, Chrysomelidae. The coding region runs from base 249 to 2543 and encodes 764 amino acids. The record is from RefSeq and is a predicted model, not a curated record.